Molecule: messenger RNA, 3498 nt
Organism: Brienomyrus brachyistius
Lineage: Eukaryota; Metazoa; Chordata; Actinopteri; Osteoglossiformes; Mormyridae
Product: transmembrane 9 superfamily member 4
Exons: 18
Coding region: 78-1994 (638 amino acids)
Biological process (GO): protein localization to membrane
Cellular component (GO): membrane
Source: RefSeq, a predicted model, not a curated record
GAAACUUCCUCCUUUCAGCCCUCGAGUACGGGUGCACGCGACUUCCCCUGACGUCACCAGUGACACGUGUAUUCAAGAUGGCGGCAGCAGUGGGGCUGCUGUUUGUAAUCCUUGUACAUGUGGCCAGGACUUUCUAUGUACCAGGAGUGGCACCAAUGAACUUCAAUGAAAAUGACGUGGUGGAGAUUAAGGCAGUGAAGCUGACUAGCUCCCGCACCCAGCUGCCCUAUGAAUAUUACUCGCUGCCCUUCUGUCGGCCUUUGCAGAUCGUCUACAAGGCCGAGAACCUGGGUGAAGUACUGCGAGGCGACCGCAUCGUGAACACGCCUUAUAUGGUGCUGAUGAACCAGGAGAAGAGGUGCCAGGUUGUAUGUGAGCAGGCCAGCAAGCUCACCCUGGACCAGAGCAAGCUGAUGGCCGAGCGUAUCCAAGAGGAGUACUACGUCCACCUCAUUGCAGACAACCUCCCCGUGGCUACGCGGCUAGAAUACCCAAACCACGAGGCAGCGGCGGAAGAGGAGCAGAAGAAGGAAGCCAUGAAAGACGUACAGUUUGAGCAUGGUUACAGGCUAGGCUUCACAGAAAACAGCAAGUACUACUUGCACAACCAUCUCUCCUUCAUCCUCUAUUACCACAAGGAAAAGGUGGAUCAGGAAGACGACCACAACUUCAGGGUUGUGCGCUUCGAGGUGGUGCCCCAGAGUGUCAAAGCUGAAGACCUGAAGGCAGAAAGCAGUGGGGUCUGCAACCUGCCUGAUGCCAGUGGCUCUGCACCACAGGAAAUCGACCCUAAGAAGGAGAACGAAGUGCUCUUCACGUACUCUGUCCACUGGGAGGAGAGCUCUAUAAAGUGGGCAUCGCGAUGGGACACCUACCUCACCAUGAGCGACGUGCAGAUCCACUGGUUCUCCAUUGUCAACUCAGUUGUUGUGGUCUUCUUUCUCUCCGGUAUUCUGAGUAUGAUCAUCAUCAGGACCUUGAGGAAGGACAUAGCUAACUACAACAGAGAGGAUGACAUUGAGGACACCAUGGAGGAGUCUGGUUGGAAGAACGUCCAUGGUGAUGUCUUCCGCCCCCCUCAGUAUCCCAUGAUUCUCAGCUCCCUGUUAGGCUCCGGCAUACAGCUCUUCUGCAUGGUCCUCAUCGUCAUAUUUGUGGCCAUGUUGGGGAUGCUGUCUCCUUCCAGUCGUGGUGCCCUGAUGACGACGUCCUGCUUCCUCUUCAUGUUCAUGGGGGUAUUCGGUGGAUACUUUGCUGGCAGAUUGUAUCGCACUCUAAAAGGACACCGUUGGAAGAAGGGCGCCUUCUGUACUGCCACCUUGUACCCCGGAGUGGUUUUUGGGAUUUGCUUCAUUCUUAACUGUUUUAUCUGGGGAGAGCAUUCCUCUGGCGCGGUGCCCUUCAGCACCAUGGUGGCCCUCCUAUGCAUGUGGUUUGGCAUCUCCAUGCCGCUCGUCUACCUUGGAUACUACUUUGGUUUCCGCAAGCAGCCGUAUGACAAUCCCGUACGCACCAAUCAGAUCCCUCGACAGGUGCCGGAGCAACGCUGGUACAUGAACAAGUUUGUGGGAAUCCUGAUGGCUGGGAUUCUGCCCUUUGGAGCCAUGUUCAUCGAGCUCUUCUUCAUCUUCAGUGCUAUAUGGGAGAACCAGUUCUACUACCUGUUUGGGUUCCUCUUUCUCGUCUUCAUCAUCUUGGUGGUGUCCUGCUCUCAGAUCAGCAUCGUUAUGGUCUAUUUUCAGCUAUGUGCUGAGGAUUACCGCUGGUGGUGGAGGACCUUCCUGGUCUCUGGUGGAUCAGCUUUCUACGUGCUAAUCUACGCAGUAUUCUACUUUGUCAACAAGCUGGACAUUGUGGAGUUCAUCCCCUCCUUGCUGUACUUCGGCUACACAGCCCUAAUGGUGCUGUCCUUCUGGCUCCUGACUGGGACGAUCGGAUUUUAUGCUGCUUACAUGUUCAUCCGGAAGAUCUACGCUGCUGUGAAGAUCGACUAAGCUGUCAAGGGCUCAUCAGUGGGGGAGGGAAAUGUUGAGAUUAUUUUCUUCUUCUUGGUUUUUCUUUGUCUUCAGGUUGCAGUUAUAUAUUUUUAAAGCAAGCACUGACUUGUGUGUUUGUGGCAAGAAUGAGGAUGCUUUGGAGUGCCCCAGGAAGGAGAGAACAGAAGUGUCUUGUGGAACAUGAGUUGACCCUUUUCCUCAACUCCCGAAACACAGAGAGUUCUUCUGGACUAGAGACUUUGUCCUCUGUGUUUCCCGUGUUCACUAAUCAUGGGCCAAAAUGUCAGAAUUUCAUUUUAUUUUACUUAUUUUCUUUUCUAAAUCCAUCUUUAUGCUGGACAUUGGUUUAUGAUACCUGUUGUGAACCCGUUUCCUUUAAAAAUUAAGUUAACUUUUUAGGACUUUUUUAUUUUGUAGUUUAGAAGCUGGUAAUUGGCUGUGAGCACAAUUUGUGGUCUUGAUGUGGCGGGUAAUUAUGAAUGGGAUUAUAUAUGACAAUAUCAUGGUAGCCAGGUUAAUCAUUUUUAAAGAUUUGUUACUAUGGACACAAAGUAUUGUAGCACCGGAGUGGCUAAUGACCUCUGACCUGUAAGGAAAUUCCGCAGCUGUACAGUUUUCAAAACUUUUCGAAAGGAAAUGUGUUUUUUUGCUGUUCGUCUUAACACAUUAACUGCAACAGUAUGUAAAAUGUUAUGCAUACCACCAGUGGAUACACUUUGUUGAACUUGUCUCUUGGAGUCUCUGUGGGACUCUGUGGUUUGGCUUAAAGGAUCCAAAUACAAGGGACACUAUGAAUUUGUGCAAUGUGCUUAAUUUUGUUAAUCAGAUUAUGUGUGGUUUGACAGAUUUUUUUCUUAAUUUGAACGUUUCAUAUGUUGAAAACUUUGAUAUUAAACCUAGAUAAAGAAUUAACGUAUUUCUAAUGAGUAAGGGAGAACAGCUCUUUAUAAUGGCUGAAGGACAAGUUGACAUCAGUGGGACAAUAACGCACACUUUAGUGACUAUACAAUUUUCUGCUAUGUUGAGUGCACGGAGAAGACUGGCCAUUUCCACUUGGAUUUACAGUCAAGUAGACCUCAUAGUGUUACUGCAGGAAGCACUCUGCUCAGAAACACUUUCAACGUCUGGUAAUAAAUAGCAAAGCGGUUCUUUAACGAAUGAAUCAAUGAAUGCCAAAAAUAUAACGGACUGACACUCAUUAUUCAUGCUUGUAUGUUCAGCUCUGUAAGCGAAGCUCCUAACUGCAGAUACCAUGGCAAUUAAUGUUGAAUGAAUGUUGAUAUUUCUAGUAUGUUUUGAUACAAUAUUGUUUUUCAUCUGUUAUGAAGUCUAUCCUUAGAACGCUGGUCAUUAGCAUAGCAAAGGUGUUCUCCUUUUAUACUGAAGCUCCUUUGGCAGAAAUCUUGUGUCAUUCACAAAUACAUCAGCCCAGUCCUACCCAGUACGCAGCCAGGCUUUGAGUUGUACCUUGUCCUAUACAUUAAACGGGAAUGUUUACUUG